UUUUUCGACUGUUUUGCCAUCUUGCUUUGGACAAUAUGAGCCAUGUACAUACAAUUCCAAGGAUGAAACAGCAUGGUGUGAUGGGAAGAACCUGACAACGAUACCACUAAAUCUAACAAGAACCACCAAAGUGCUACAUUUGGAGAACAAUCUAAUGACGAAAAUAAACAACGGAUCAUUUAGUCAUUUACCAGUUUUAAAGAACCUUUUCCUGACGAACAAUAGCAUCAAUGACCUCAUUCAACCCACAUGGAAAGGACUGAGGAACCUUGAAACCCUAGACUUAUCAGGAAAUAGUUUAAGAAAGUUAGGGACUUACUGGUUUACUCUUCCAAUGCAAAAUUUGAUAAUUGAUGGAAAUAAAGCUUUGAGUGAAAUAGAAAUGUACACAUUCACAACUACUAUUCAAUCCCUAUCUAUAAGAUUCUGUAACGUCUCAGGAUUGACCAAAGAAAUGUUUUGGACCACGAGUAGAAUUAAAACAGUGGAUUUUUCUGGGAACCCUUUACAACAAAUAGAAAGUGGAACAUUUAAGAAAAUAAAUGGUCUUGAAAAUAUCAUCAUCAAUGAGUGUGACCUUACCAUAGUGAGAGAUGAAUUUAAAACAAUUAGAACUGUGAGGAAAAUCCAUUUGGUCAACAAUAAAAUCACCCACAUCAGCGAUACAGCAUUUGAAGGCAAUGUACAGCUGAAUGAAGUAAAUCUAUUUGGGAAUGACCUCUCCUCGUUACCAGAUGCAUUUCUUACAGUGACAUCAAUUCAGAAUAUUAACGUGUCUGGGAAUUCCAUCACAAAGUUUACCCAAUCAGAUAGCAGAGUUUUCAACAGGUUGACUCGUUUUGAUGGGAGCGACAAUCCUUUUGAAUGUACGCAAGAACUUUUGUACUUCAUCAACUUUGCGACAUCAGCCAAAGGUGGUAGAGUGGUCCAAAACUGGCCUUAUGGGUACAAAUGUGCUUCGCCUCUUGAACACAG
This is a messenger RNA of Owenia fusiformis, 975 nucleotides long. Lineage: Eukaryota; Metazoa; Annelida; Polychaeta; Sabellida; Oweniidae. The record is from the annotation of a GenBank genome assembly.